AUGUUACUACCAUCAUAAGAAUAUUUACCAGAAUAAUACAUUCCUUUCAAAAUAGCAAUUGGAAUAAGUUUUUUAUUAAAAUUGAUUUCCACAGCAAUAAUGGUUUACAAAUAAUCAAGUUGCCAUAUUUAUUUUCUAGAUUGGGAACCUCCUCGUAAAUAUGAAAGUAAAGAAGAAGACAAAGUAUGGAGAACUCUUUUUGUUGCUAAUGAAUUUAAUGAACUAAGUGUUUUGAGAACAAUAUCAGUGGAAUGGUCUUUAUUUUUCUUGGGAUUAUUUAUGUCAGGUUUUGAAUGGGAAAAUACAGCAGCUUAGCAACCUACUAUACAUAGAGAAUUAAAUACUGAUUCUGUAAAAAUAAAUAUAGUUUUGAAGUUAUUUAUUGGAUGUGGAAUUUUCUAUGUAAUUGGUUUAGCUUAAAUUAUUUUAAGACAAUUAAUUAAAAUUUGGUUUCCAUAUAAUAUUUAAGACUUUACAGAUUUUUGUUCUGUAGCAAAUAUUUCUAUUUUUAUUUUUGAUGAUUAUUUGCAUGGGUAUUAUGUACAUGGAUAAUCUCCGGAUAAAUAUGCUGAAGGAAAUGCUUUAUGGCUAAUGUAAUGUCUAGGUGAUGAUAUUGGGCAUGGAGAUUUCUUAACUAAUAUAUUUGGAUAAAAUGCACUUUAGCAAUAAUAAUAAAUGAUGAAUAAUUCAUUAUUAAAUAGGAUUGCUUGA
Ichthyophthirius multifiliis is the source of this 711-nucleotide messenger RNA. RefSeq names its product meckel syndrome type 3 protein mekelin, putative. The transcript is spliced from 3 exons. NCBI's taxonomy places the organism in Eukaryota, Ciliophora, Oligohymenophorea, Hymenostomatida. The record is from RefSeq and is a predicted model, not a curated record. Gene Ontology annotation, biological process: cilium assembly. Gene Ontology annotation, cellular component: ciliary transition zone; MKS complex.